ACACCGUCAGCCAAUGAAAGUAGGACUGGACCCUGUGCUCUUAAAUCUGGUGGUUCAUUGGGGCUGUCAAUGAAUAUGGUGGUUGUGCUUUUAAUUUUUCCAUGUUUUAACAUUGUUUAACUAAAGCUGACUUUGCAAAGGGUAGUACAUUGGGACUGAUAAGAGCGUCAGUGUAAUCCGUGUCCUUAUGUUUGGGCCAAGGUAACCAAUGGACACUGAGCAAACACAGGUACAAUUCAAGGUGCCGGGGACGUGGUUGGGUUUCAGGGUGUCAGAUUGUUUGUUUUCUUUUUAAGUAAACGUCACCAAUCUGUCUUGGUGACCGAUUCUUGGAGGAUAGGUUCCGUAGUUGAUGGUGUUCUUGCUUCAGUCUGUAUUGUGUGCAGGACUCUGAUGAGUACCGUGUACAGGGUUGUCCUGGUAAGUUUGCCUUUAGCUGAAUAGUGUGCCAGGUAGCUCUGCCCUCAACUACCCACGAGCUCUGUUUAUCAGGGUUUCUGCGUUUCACAGAACCACUGUCAGCGAGAGAUUAAGCAUGUUGGCAGAGUCAGUAAACUUUUAUUGACGUAUUUUUGAAAUCCUGCUUUCAUGGUCGUCUGCUCCAGUAGAGUUAGCACAUUUGACAAACCCUCUCUUCCUUUUCGGGGAACAUUGCUGAGUCUUCUGAAAGUCUUGUGCUAAGGAAAUUACACCUUAAAGAACAGAUUCUUUCAUUGCCUCUGAAUGCUUAUUUGCUUCUUACAUUUAAUAAUGUACUUUUUUUAUUGUCUCCUUUUUUUCUGUCUUAUGGCAGAUAUGGAAUAUUUCAUAUUAGGAAAUAGAAAUUCAGGUUGUCCUGAACUGGCAGAUCCCACUAAUAUAAAACUUAGUUUCCACUUUGUGGUCAUCAACAAAGAUCGGUAGGAAGGCCCUCUGGCACCACAUUUCCCAGCAAACGUUUACUUAAUGGAUUUUUUAAUGCAUGUAGUUAUGAUCCGUGCCUGAAUCAGUGGUCUCUCAGCAUUUGUUAUAACCCCGCGAGUUUUGAUUCGUAAUGUCUUCAUUCCUUACCUUCAGCCACCGACGCUUUACCUUGUCUAAUGGGGUGAAUCCAGUUUGUGAAGGCUCUGGUGUGCUAGAGGUAAAUUAGACAACUGCUUUCCCACUUGCUUUGUUGUUCCGGUCACUGCUGAAAGUCACUGUACUUUCCUGCUACUGGAGAGAGCCCACCCACGUAGCCCAGUGUCUUUUUGUAUGUGCACUGUUAGACUUUCUGGGACUUUGUGUCUGGUAUAAAAAUCCUGGUCCUGUCACCAGAGUACGAGCUUUACGUAGGGAUUUUAUCUUGAUGAAAACGAAUUUUUUUGCGUUCUCUUUGUUUUUGAUCUUGUCUUAAAAAUUUACAAAUGCUACUCAAACAUUUUUUAUUUGAUGAGAGUAUUCCUAUAUAUCAAAUGAGAACAGAGGAUGGUCUUAGGGAUCUUGUCUCUGAUAGUUCACUUUUUUCCUUUUAUUGGAUUUUUUAUUUACAUUCAAAUGUUAUUCCCUUUCCCUGUUUCCCAUCCAUAAGCCACCUAUCCCCUCCCCCUCCCUUCUUCUAUAAGGGUGUUGCCCUCCCAUCCAUUUCCCAUUCCUACACCCCCAACAUUCCCCUACACUGGCUGGGGGGGGGGUGUCCAGCCUUGGCAGGACCAAGGCCCUCUCCUCCCAUUGGUGCUCAACUAGGCCAUCCUCUGUUACAUAUGCAGCUGGAGCCAUGGGUGUGUCCAUGUGGACUAUUUGGGGGUAAUUUAGUCUCUGGGAGUUCUGGUUGGUUGGCAUUCUUGUUCUUAUGGGGUUGCAAGCCCCUUCAUCUCCUUCAAUCCUUUCUCUAAUCCCUCCAACUGGGAUCCCGUUCAUAGUUCUAUGGUUUGCUGCCAGCAUUUGCCUCUGUUUUUGACAUGCUCUGUCUGUUUCUCUCAGGAGAGAAUUAUAUCCAGCUCCUGUCAGCAUGCACUUCUUAGCUUCAUCAAUCUUAUCUAGUUUUGGUGGAUAUAUAUAUAUAUAUAUGUAUAUAUAUAUAUGUAUAUAUAUAUGUAUAUAUAUGUGUGUGUAUGUAUGUAUAUAUAUGGGCUGUAUACUCAUCUCAGGCAGGCUCUGAAUAGCCGUUCCUUCAGUCUCUGGUCCAAACUUUGCCUCCAUAUUCCCUCCUAUGAAUAUUUUUGUUCCCUCUUUUAAGGAGUAAAGCAUCCGUACUUUGGUCAUCCUUCUUCUUGAGCUUCCUGUGGUCUGUGGAUUGUAUCUUGAGUAAUUUGAGCUUUUGGACUAAUAUCCACUUAUCAGUGAAUACAUACCAUGUAUAUUCUUCUGUGAUUGGGUUACAUCACUCAGCAUGAUAUUUUCUAGUUCCAUCCAUUUGCCUAUGAAUUUCAUGAAGUCAUUGCUUUUGAUAGCUGAGUAGUACUCCAUUGUGUAGAUGUACCACAUUUUCUGUGUCCAUUAUUCUGUUGAAGGGCAUCUGGGUUCUUUCCAGCUUCUGGCUAUUAUAAAUAAGGCUACUAUGAACAUAGUGGUGCAUGUGUCUUUGUUAUAUGUUGGGGCAUCUUUUGGGUAUAUGCCCAGGAGAGGUAUAGCUGGGUCCUCAGGUAGUGGAAUGUCCAACUUUCUGAGGAAACCACAGACUGAUUUUCAGAGUGGUUGUACCAGUCUGCAAUCCCACCAACAAUGGAGGAGUGUUCCUCUUUCUCCACAUCCUCAUCAGCAUCUGUUGUCACCUGAGUUUUUUUUUUUUAAGAUUUAUUCAUUUAUUAUAUAUAAGUCCACUGUAACUGUCUUCAGAUACACCAGACAAGGGCAUCAGAUCUCUUUACAGAUGGUUGUGAGCCACCAUGUGGUUGCUGGGAAUUGAACUCAGGACCUCUGGAAGAGCAGAAGGUGCUCUUAACCACUGAGCCAUCUCUCCAGCCCGUCACCUGAGUUUUUGAUGUUAGCCAUUCUCACUGGUGUGAGGUGAAAUCUCAGGGUUGUUUUGACUUGCAUUUCUCUGAUGACUAAGGAUGUUGAACAUUUCUUUAGGUGCUUCUCAGCCAUUUGAUAUUCCUCAGCUGAGAAUUCUUUGUUUAGCUCUAUACCCCAUUUUUAAUAGGGUUAUUUGGCUCCUGGAGUCUAACUUCUUGAGUUCUUUGUAUAUUUUGGAUAUAAGCCCUCUAUCAGUUGUAGGAUUAGUAAAGAUCUUUUCCCAAUCUGUUGGUUGCCGUUUUGUCCUAAUGAUGGUGUCCUUUGCCUUACAGAAGCUUUGCAGUUUUAUGAGAUCCCAUAUGUCAAUUCUUGAUCUUAGAUCAUAAGCCAUUGGUGUUUUGUUCAGAAAAUUUUCCUCAGUGCCCAUGUGAAUGAGACUCUUCCCCACUUUUUCUUCUGUUAGUUUGGGUAUACCUAGUUUCAUAUGGAGGUCCUUGAUCUACUUGGUCUUAAGCUUUGUACAGGGCAAUAAGCAUGAAUCGAUUUGCAUUUUUCUACAUGCUGACCUCCAGUUGAACUAACACCAUUUGUUAAAAAUGCUCCCUUUUUUUCCAUUGGAUGGUUUUAGCUCCUUUGUUAAAGAUCAAGUGACCAUGGUAUGUGGGUUCAUUUCUGGGUCUUCAAUUCUGUUCCACUGGUCUACCUGCCUGUCUCUGUACCAAUACCAUACCGUUUUUAUCACUAUUGCUCUGUAAUACUGCUUGAGGUCAGGGAUGGUGAUUCCCCCAGAAGUUUUUAUAUUGUUGAGGAUAGUUAUCCUGAGUUUUUUGUUAUUCCAAAUGAAUUUGCAAAUUGCUCUUUUUAACUCUAUGAGGAAUUGAGUUGGAAUUUUGGUGGGGAUUGUAUUGAAUCUGUAGAUUGCUUUUGGCAAAAUGGCCAUCUUUACUAUAUUAAUCCUGCCAAUCCAUGAGCAUGUGAGAUCUUUCCAUCUUCUGAGAUCUUCAUUUUCUUUCUUCAGAGACGUGAAGUUUGUGUCAUGCAGAUCUUACACUUGCUUGGUUAGAAUCACACCAAGGUAUUUUAUAUUAUUUGUGACUAUUGUGAAGGGUGUCAUUUCCCUAAUUUCUUUCUUGGCCUGUUUAUCCUUUGAGUAGAGGAAGGCUACUGAUUUGUUUGAGUUAAUUUUAUACCCAGCCACUUUGCUGAAGUUGUUUAUCAGGUUUAGUAGUUGUCUGGUGGAACUUUUGGGAUCACUUAAAUAUACUAUCACAUCAUCUGCAAAUAGUGAUAUUUUGACUUCUUCCUUUCCAAUUUGUAUCCCUUUGGCCUCCUUUCUUUGUCUGAUUGCUCUGGCUAGGACUUGGAGUACUAUUUUGAAUAAGUAGGGAGAGAGUGGGCAGCCUUGUCUAGUCCCUGAUUUUAGUGCUAUUGCUUCAAGUUUUUCUCCAUUUAAUUUGAUGUUAGCUACUGGUUUGCUGUACAUUGCUUUUACUAUGUUUAGGUAUGGGCUGUGAAUUUUUGAUCUUUCCAGAAUUUUUAUCAUGAAGGGGUGUUGAAUUUUGUCAAAUGCUUUCUCAGCAUCUAAUGAAAUGACCAUGUGGUUCUUAUCUUUGAGUUUGUUUACAUAGUGGAUUAUGUUGAUUGAUUUUCAUAUAUUAAACCAUCUCUGCAUCCCUGGGAUGAAGCCUACUUGAUCACGAUGGAUGAUUGUCUUGAUGUGCUCUUGGAUUCGGUUUGUAAGAAUUUUAUUGAGUAUUUUUGUGUUGAUAUUCAUAAGGGAGAUUGGUCUGAAGUUCUCUUUCUUUGUUGGGUCUUUGUGUGGUUUUGGUAUAAGAGGAAUUGUAGCUUCAUAGAAGGAAUUCGGUAGUGCUCCAUCUAUUUCAAUUUUGUGGAAUAAUUUGGACAGUAUUGGUAUGAGGUCUUCUAUGAUGGUCUGAUAAAAUUCUCCAUCAAACCCAUCCGGUCCUGGGUUCUUUUUGGUUGGGAGACUUUUAAUAACUGUUUCUAUUUCUUUAGGAGGUAUGGGGUUGUUUCAAUGGUUUAUGUGUUCCUGAUUUAACUUUGUUACCUGAUAUUUAUCUAGAAAAAUGUCCGUUUCCUCCAGAUUUUCCAGUUUUGUUGAGUAUAUGCUUUUAUAGUAGGAUCUGAUGAUUUUUGAAUUUCCUCAAAUUCUGUUGUUAUGUCUCCCUUUUCAUUUCUGAUUUUGUUAAUUUGGAUACAUUUUCUGUGCCCUCUGGCUAGUCUGGCUAAUGGUUUUUCUGUCUUGUUGAUUUUCUCAACCAGCUUCUGGUUUUGUUGAUUCUUUGUAUCAUCCUUUUUGUUUCUACUUGGUUGAUUUUAGCCCUGAGUUUGAUUAUUUCCUGCCUUCUACUCCUCUUGGGGAGUAUUUGUUUCUUUUUGUUCUAGAGUUUUUUAGGCGUGCUGUCAAGCUGAUGAUGUGUGCUCUCUCCUCUUUCUUUUUUCAGUCAUUCAGAGCUAAUUUCUCCUCUUAGCACUGCUUUCAUUAUGUCUCAUAAGUUUGGGUGUGUUCUGCCUUCAUUUUCAUUAAAUUCUGAGAAGUCUUCAAUUUCUUUAUUUCUACCAAGUUGUCACCGAGUAGAGUGUUGUUCAACUUCCAUGUAUAUGUGGUGGUUGUGUUGUUAUUCUUGCUAUUGAAGACCCAUCUUAAUGCGUAGUGAUCUGAUAGGAUGCAUGGGAUUAUUUCAAUCUUCUUGUAUCUGUUGAGGCCCGUUUUGUGGCUGGUUAUAUGGUUAAUUUUAGAGAAAGUACCGUGAGGUGUUGAGAAGAAGGUAUAUUCUUUUGUUUUAGGAUGAAAUGUUUUAUAAAUAUCUGUUAGGUCCAUUUGGUUCAUAACUUCUGUUAGUUUCUCUAUGUUUCUGUUUAAUUUCUGUUUCCAUGAUCUGUCCAGUGAUGAGAGUAAGGUGUUAAAAUCUCCUACUAUUAUUCUGUGAGGUGCAAUGUAUGCUUUGAGCUUUAGUAAGAUUUCUUUUAUGAAUGUAGGUGCCCUUGCAUUUGGAGCAUAGAUAUUUAGGAUUUAGAGUUCAUCUUGGUGCAUUUUUUUGCUUUGAUGAAUAUGAAGUGUCCUUAUCUUUUUUUGAUAACUUUUGGAUGAAAGUCGAUUUUAUUCGAUAUUAGAAUGGCUACUCCAGCUCGCUUCUUCGAACCAUUUGCUUGGAAAGUUGUUUUCCAGCCUUUUACUCUGAGGUAGUGUCUGUCUUUGUCUCUGAGGUGUGUUUCCUGUAUGCAGCAAAAUGCUGGAUCCUCUUUAUGCAUCCAGUCUGUUAGUCUAUGUUUUUUUCUUGGGGAAGUGAGUCCAUUGAUGUUAAGAGAUAUUAAGGAAUAGUGAUUGUUACUUUCUGUUAUUUUUGCUGUUAGAGGUGGAAUUAUGUUUGUAUCUCUCUCUUCUUUUUUUUUUUUUUUUGGCAAGGAGAUUACUUUUUUGCUUUUUCUAUUUAUUACUCUAUUUCUUAUUCUUUGUACAGCUGGAUUUGUAGAAAGAUAUUGUACAAAUUUUGUUUUGUUAUGGAAUAUCUUGGUUUCUCCAUCUAUGUUAAUUGAUAGUUUUGCUGGAUAUAGUAGCCUGGGCUGGCAUUUGUGUUCUCUUAGGGCCUGUAUGACCUCUAUCCAGGAUCUUCUGGCUUUCAUAGUCUCUGGUGAGACGUCUGGUGCAGUUUUUAAUAGGUCUGCCUUUAUAUGUUAUUUGACCCUUUUCCCUUAAUGCUUUUAAUAUUCUUUCUUUGGUUUAUUGUGUUUGGUGUUUUAACUAUUAUGUGAUGAGAGUAAUUUCUUUUCUGAUCCAAUAUUUGGAGUUCUGUAGGCUUCUUUUAUGUUCAUGGGCAUCUCUUUCUUUAAUUAGGGAAGUUUUCUUCUAUAAUUUUGUUGAAGAUAUUUACUGACCCUUUAAGUUGGUGGUCUUCACUCUCUUCUACACCUAUUAUCCUUAGGUUUGUUCUUCUCAUUGUGUUCUGGAUGUUUUAGGGUAGGACCUUUUUGUAGUUUGCAUUUUAUUUGAUGGUUGUGUUGAUGUUUUCUAUGGUAUCUUCUGCCCCUGAGAUUCUCUCUCCUAUUUCUUGUAUUCUUUUGGUGAUGCUUGUAUCUAUGACUAUUGAUCUCUUCCCUAGGUUUUCUAUCUCCAGGGUGUCUUCCUUUGUGCUUUCUUUAUUGUUUCUUUUCCAUUUUUAAAUCCUGGAUAGUUUUGUUCAAUUCCUUCACCUGUUUGUUUGUUUUUUCCUGUAAUUCCUUAAGGGAUUUUUGUGUUUCCUCUUUAAGGACUUCUACUUAUUUACUUAUGUUGUACUGUAUUUCUUUAAUGGAGUUACUUAUGGUCUUAAAAUCAUCCAUCAUCAUCAAAAAAUGUGAUUUUUAAAUCCAUAUCUUGCUUUUCUGGUGUGUUUGGAUUGCCAGUAUUUCCUUUGGUGGGAGAACAGGGCUCUGAUGAUGCGAAAUCAUUUUGGUUUCUGUUGCUUCGGUUCCUGCGCUUGCCUCUUGCCAUCAGGGUAUCUGUGGUGUUAGCUUGUCUUGCUGUCUCUCAUAGCGGCUUGACCCUCCUGUAGACCUGUUUUCUUUCAGCUGGAUCUGGGAACAGAGAGCUGCUCCUGGGUUCAUGUGAUCUGAAGCCUCCAGGUGGGUUGCUUGGUGCAGAAGAGUUGGCCUUACUUCUGCUCUCAGGUGCGGCUGUUGGCAAAGAAAAUUUUCCUUUCGUAUUUGAGCCUCUUAGUGAAUUCAAAGAAUGACCUGGCUCUGGCUCAAAUUCUCAACACCCCUGACCGAGGACUGGGAAGGGAGGCCUUCACCAACUUGAAGCAUGCUGCCCGAGAGAAACAGUUGUCUAUGUUUCUGAUGGCCACAUCAUUUAUUAGGACGUUAGAGCUCGGAGGGAAAGGAUAUGCACCCCCACCAUCAGAUCCUCUGUGGGCACAUGUAAAAGGGCUGUCUGCUUUUGUUAAUUUCAUUGACAAGCUAAAUGAAAUUCUUGGAGAGGUACCAAAUCCAAGCCUUGCGGGCGGUCGGAUAUUAUCGGCGAUAAGGACGCAGCUGAUCAAAGGCCACAGCAGCGGGGAGCCUUUUUAUAAAGCAGUAGAGGAAGUUGUUCAGGAUUUGAAUUUGAGGAUUAAAAAUAUUAUUAAUUCUCAAGAAGGUGUAACUGUCAGCGCCACCAACAUCAGUCCUGUCCCGCCAAAAUCUUUUGCCAUAAACCAUGAUACCGCAUACUGUGGAAGAGAUGCUGUGAAAAUUUUACUGGUUCUUUUGGAUGAAGACGCAGCCAGUGCUCCUACCAGAAAUAAAGCAGAGCUUCUGUACAAUGACCAAAGUACAGCUCCUCACGGUGGAGCGUCUGUCCUUACACUCUUUAGGUCUCCCACACAAGUGAAAAGUACACCAGUUAAACCUCUCAGAGAGCGAAUCCACACGUCACUGCAAGCAGAGAAAAAUAAGCAGAUGAGGCAGACAUUAAUUAGAUCACAGUUUGCUUGUACUUAUAAAGAUGACUGCAUAAUGAGCAAGAGUAAAUGGAAUGUUAAUUCCUCAUCAAAGCCGCUGUCUGCUCUUCGCUUAGAGAACGAUGUCUCUGAGGGAGCACAGCCGUCUGUUGGGAAAGCCAGACUUGAAACGAGUUCUGAAAAUGUGCAUGUGGACAGAAGUAAGGAUGACAAAGGACCGAGGAAGUCUACUAAACGGAAGCUAGCGAAGAGCAAGCAGCCGGGUGUCAGGGAGGAUAUUCACUGCGAUCAGGGAGAUGAGCUGUACCAACCCAAGAAUGUUAAGAUCCUUAAAGUGCCCAGUGACUCUCACAGGAAAGCUGGUGGCAAACUAGCCCCAGGAGCAAGGGGCAACAGGUGCACCACCAAGGACAAGCUGAUCCCUGGCCAGACCAAGCUGACACGGUUUUUUAUGCUAUAAUUUUUCCUCUCCAUGCUUUAGAUUUAGGUAUACAAGAUCAUUCCCCAAAGCCGUGAGCUAAUGUUUGAAAUCUGAAGAUGUAAUUUUUUGUUUCUUAUGAAUGCUUUCACCUUUGUUUCUCAAUAUAUCUGUGAUGCACACAGUUCACAGGUAACAUUGUUUAGUGACUUAGGUGGGUUUUACACAUAGACCUGUGUGGACUGAAGGAUCUUUAUUUAGCUCAGCUUCCAACAAACCAAAGAGGGUGCCCAGAGGGUGCUCACCCACAUUUUCAAUGCCCUCUAUUCCUCUGGGAGGGCAAUGACUCCUUAAGAUGUAAGGAGAGAGAAUCUCUUUUUGAGAUCCAGUUGGUUAUUUAUAAUGGUCAAUUGUAGAUGGCUCUCCCUCAUUUCUUGAAUCAGCUUCUGGGUACUGGGCUUAACUCCCACAUAUUAACUUCAACCUGAGUGUUUGAAGGAGGCAAAUUUCAAGUUUCAAGGCUCCAUAGAACAUCUUAAUUACAUUUCCCAAGAUGUUCUAUUGUGAUGCUUUAAUAUUUUGAUACAUGUAUGUGAGGCUCACAUAUUAACCACUGUCAAAAAAUACCAGUAAGUCAGAAUUAUGCAGAAUUUUUGUGAAGUUUAAUGCACAAGUCAAAGCAUAUCAUUUACAUAGCAUUUACAUAUUGUAACCAGUUUCUUUUAAAACAGACAUUUAGGAUGAUACACAAGUUACAUCAACAUUAAGGGCUUUUCUCUCCACUUGCAAUGAAUCGUUUUCUUCUGAAAGGAUGUUGUGGACCAGCAGGUAUCAGACUUGCCAACAGGGUCGGUAGACUCGUCCCAGCAUACACCUGAGCACUGAAAAGGAACAAACAAUGACUAUAAUUACCACACAGAAUUAAGAGAAUCUGUGGACUUAUAAUGAAUCCAGAAUAAAACAAACCACUAUUACUGAUUUUGAAAAAUUCCCCAUUUUGACGUGGGCUGCCUACUAUUUGAUAGAACUGAACUAUGGUCUUGAUUUUGUUAUGGUCAGAUCCAACUCAGUGAAGCUCAGAGCUCUUUUAUAAAAUUAAUAUGUAGGAAUUGCAUGUUUAGAAGGCUACUCACUGUCAAAAUCUCUCCUUCCUAUGGGAAAUUUAGCUGAGUUUUCUUCAUCCCCAAUUUCCCUCUUUUCCUGUGUGGACUCAGUAUUCUGAACUCCAUUCUCAGCUGGGAAGACUGCUGGUCCUUUCAGAGCGAGGUAAGGUUUUACAGCCAGACUGAGGGGCAGACCGUGAGUUACGAGAUUCUGCUUGGAGCCUGUGUUCUGUGAAGAGAAGAUUGGUUUGUAUCCCAGCUGUCUUCUUCAGAGUAGAGCUAGAAUACAGUUGUACAACAUUCUUGCUGAUCAGUUCUAAGAUGCUGUAUACUGUCUUUACCUCCAUAUGCGAGACAAGAUACAAGAUUCUGGAUAGAAUGGGGAAAUGCCUGGUUUGUAUGACGUUUUCCUAGUUAUCUUAAUACACACAAUGACUGUAUGUAUGCCUAUUUAUAAAAUUAAAAUACAAAAUUUACUUCUGGGUGGCUUAUAAUUGUAAACAUCGUUUUCAUCUCUAGUGCAAUAAAAGGCAGACUGCAUACACGUACCUUUGUGGUCUUGUCAUCUUCAUCCUUCAUGAAGCCGCUCUCAUCAUUUUUGUAUCCUUCCAGAGAAGGAGCAACAACCGAUCUUUCUGCGGUAUCUUCCUUCUGAAAGGCUUUCCCCAUCCUGAAUGUAUUAAAUACUAUGUCGUCUUCUACGUUCCUGAUGGACUUGGAGGCCGAAAGUAAAAUGCCGUGAGAAAACAAAGAAAAGGCCAGCAUUAACAUGUAGGAAGAGAGGCUCAUCUUCGCCAUCCUGUUUGCUGCUCCGUAAAGCCGAAGGAGAAUGUGGGGAGAAUGCCACACUCUGCUGGCGACUGAAUGAUUCCUACCUUUAUAUACUUUGUGCCUGAAUAGAAAACACUUGAAGGCCUUAUCUUUUCUUUUUAGAAAUGAAUCACCCCGUAGAGCCUCGCCUUUGUAAAGCUGCUAAUGCUUGCAUUGUUUUGGAUUUAGUGGCCUGUUGUUUAUUUCGUGUGUGAAUUUUCCCAGAAUCUGAUUAAGGUCUUUGAGAGAAGGCUUUCUGUGAGUAGAUUAUAGCCUCUUGAAAGUGGGAUGUUAUUAAGGAAGACCAUAGGACACCAGGCUCUCCCAAUAUUACAGUUACCUUCUAUGUACUUUCCGAUUAAGAUAUUAAGACGUGUUAUUUAAUUCAUGGAUAAUAAGGAUAAAAGCUUUAUGCCCUUUUAAUCCUUAUUAAAUAGAAGUUAUCUCUAGAAAAGAGUUUCCUUUAUAAAUACUUGAGAAUGGUCUUUUGUGAUUAAAGUGCAUGUGCUUGUCUGUAUAAACAAUAAAAAACUAUUCAUACUUCAUCUAAAA
Molecule: messenger RNA, 11240 nt
Organism: Rattus norvegicus (Norway rat)
Lineage: Eukaryota; Metazoa; Chordata; Mammalia; Rodentia; Muridae
Source: RefSeq, a predicted model, not a curated record